UUUAUACAUGUGAUUUAAGCAUUCGUAAUGGCAGGGAAAUGAAUCAGGUGAUGUUGACUUAAUACUUUGACAGCGGAACAAGUUGAGCAAAAAUGGCUCAAAAUUAUAAACGGUUCAAAGAAGAGGACAAAAUUAUCAGCAUAAGGGGUGCUAAUGAUGACUCUAACCCUAAGGACGGAGGGGACGUGGGGUGCUGUGGGUACAUCCUGUGGUUCCUGUCCGUAGCAGUCAUCAUCCUCACCUUCCCAUUCUCCCUCUGUCUCUGUAUCAAGGUUGUGCAGGAAUAUGAGAGAGCAGUCAUUUUCAGACUCGGUCGGUUGAUUGCAGGGGGUGCAAAAGGACCAGGUUUGUUUUUCAUCAUCCCCUGCAUCGACUCUUACACCAAAGUGGACAUAAGAACCGUGUCAUUUGAUGUUCCUCCUCAGGAGGUUCUGACGAAGGACUCUGUGACAGUAGCUGUUGAUGCUGUGGUGUACUACCGCGUCCAGAACGCCACCAUGUCAAUUACAAACGUGGAGGAUGCCAACCGAUCUACACGUCUGCUGGCUGCCACCACACUGAGAAACGUUCUGGGGACCAAGAAUCUCAGUGAAAUUCUGUCCGAAAGGGAGACAAUCAGUCACUAUAUGCAGGGUAAUUUAGAUGAGUGUACAGACCCCUGGGGUAUCCGGGUAGAGAGGGUGGAAAUUAAGGACGUCAGACUGCCAGUCCAGUUACAGAGAGCUAUGGCCGCGGAGGCAGAAGCAGCACGAGAGGCCAGGGCUAAGGUGAUAGCAGCUGAGGGAGAACAGAAGGCUUCACGGGCUCUGAAGGAAGCCGCUGAUGUCAUCACGGAAUCCCCGGCCGCCCUCCAACUCCGAUAUCUACAGACCCUCAACACAAUUUCUGCUGAAAAGAACUCGACCAUUAUAUUCCCGUUACCCAUUGACCUGCUUCGGUCUUUCAUGUCUCGAAAGGAAAAAUAAACACUCAUUUAUAUAUCAUUGACUGCAAUAGAAAUCAAAUUUUGGAGUGCAAUGUUCAUUAUCUAGUCAUUAUUAUUAAAUACAAAUGUGAUUUGUUUGCUAUAAUAGGUGUUGUUAGAAAUGGAACAUUAUUUAGAGAAUAGUGCAUAUAUACCCUUUUUCAUGUAACAUCCUGUAUCAGCCCGAGACACCAAUAUCAGCCAGAGGGCCAAGGGCUGAUAUUGGCAGAGUAGCACAGGAUGUAAUAUGUGGAAAAGGGUACUUUAAUUAAUGUUUUAUUAUGUUUAUUACAUACUAAGUAAUCAAUUCAAUUCAAUUCAAUUUCUUUAUUGAUUCACCAAACAUGUUGGCAUAUACAACCAUGUUACAUAUAAAAGACAAAUAAUAAAAUACAUACAUACAUGCAAUCAUAUACAGUGCACACCUACUUGAGCAUAUACAAUUAUAAACAAGUAACUUAUCAAUGACUACCUUUUUAUAUCUAAGAAUAGUAAUUGGAAAGUUAAGUAAUGGGAAAAGUGUAGGUGUAUUUUUACAAGUAUUGUUUUUAAAGAUUAAUUUCCAGGGAGUGUGAUAUAAAUCUAUAUUAGCCCUGCAGGAUCCAUAUCAGUCCUGGAAGUUGAUUUGGCUAUUGUGAUGUCAGGCAAUUGCAAUACAUAUAGAUAUAUAAUGCAAAAAAUGUACUUUUUUACUUAUUAUGUAAUAAAAAUGUGUUAUAGUUAAAGGUUUUAUGUAUUGUAUUAAUGUGCAUGGUGCUAUAUAGAAUCCUUGAACAUUUUAAAAUGAACCGGGAAAUUUUCAUGAAUUAUAUUUGCACCAUUUGCUUGUUCUUGAUGUGUUCAUCAGACAUAAAACACUCGAUCCAUCUGAUAUGUAAUGUUUUAGAUGCAGCUUUAUUGUAAAUUCUCUUUGUUUAGCAUUCAUUUUUAUUUCAUUCAUUUUAUCUACAUGAUCAAAUAUGAUGUUCUAUUUAAUAUUGUCUUCUCAAUCUUACAGUGUCUAUACAUUGUACUAUUAUAUAAUGAUACUCAGUGAGAAAUUAGUCAUGAGUGUAGUUUCCUUUUAUAUUCAUGUUUUGUUUAUGAUUUGCAGUGAUAAAUGACCUCAUCUGAUAAAUUAUUAGAGUUAAUAAUAUAUGUACAUAUAAUAUUCA
Messenger RNA from Saccostrea cuccullata (small rock oyster), 2118 nucleotides. Its product is annotated as band 7 protein AAEL010189-like. The record is from RefSeq and is a predicted model, not a curated record. The transcript is spliced from 8 exons. Lineage: Eukaryota; Metazoa; Mollusca; Bivalvia; Ostreida; Ostreidae. The coding region runs from base 93 to 965 and encodes 290 amino acids. Gene Ontology annotation, cellular component: plasma membrane.